Messenger RNA from Globicephala melas (long-finned pilot whale), 4797 nucleotides. Lineage: Eukaryota; Metazoa; Chordata; Mammalia; Artiodactyla; Delphinidae. The record is from RefSeq and is a predicted model, not a curated record.
AUCCUCAGAAGCAGUUCUGUGAGUGAGAAAAGUUUGCCCUCUCUACAGAUUGGGACAUUGAGGCAUGCCCAGUUACACUCGUGUUCAAAGCUGCACAGCUAGGGACAGCUCGCAAUUUUUCUAUCGACUUAAAAAUGCCUUAAGAAAUAGUCUAUUAAUCAAAAAGUAAAACCAUUAUAGUCAUGCCAUUAAAAAAGAGAGAGAGAAGGAAAUUAUGUUUGUGUGUAUGUGUGUGUUAACCUAGAAAAACAUCUGAAAAGAUCUGCACCAAAGUAGUUGUAGUCUUUCAGGUUUAGGAUCAGGGAUGGACUUUAUGCUUUUGGAUUUUUCUGACCAUUGCUGUUUGCAAUAUACAUGUACUGCUGCAAAAAUCACAGGAGACAAUAAAACAAUUUUGUCAGCAACGAAAAAAGAGGAAAAGGAAACCAAAAGUGUGUUUUUACUUAUGAUUACUCUUGGGUGAAGUACUAACCUGGCUUAAAAAGUACCUUUUCAGAGUACAGUCUGAAGAAAGACCAGAUGUUCUAGGUUGCCUGUUAAAGGCAGGGAGUAGUUCUGGAAUACUGGAGGAAAGAGCUGGGAGACUGAACAGGGUUCAGAAUCAAAGGAAUGUUUGAUUUGCUGAGAGACAAAGACUCAGGGCAAAGCUCCUCCCUUACAAGGAAACGAAACCAACAGCAGCCCAGACUCAGGGCACACCUCCUCCCUUCCAAUGAAAUGAAACUAACUGCCUCCUGGACCCAGGCAGUGGAAGAGAUAGAAGCUAAAAGGUUUUCCCCUCCAGCUCUGCCCUCUCUGGCUCUCCUGUCCCAGCAUCAUGAUGGAGCUCAGUGAUACCCCGGCCAAGUAUCUAGACAAGUUCAUCGAAGACCACCUCCUGCCAGACGAGAAUUUCUACACACAGGUCAAUGAAGCCAUCCACAUCAUCUGCAGUUUCCUGAAGGAGAGGUGUUUCCAAGGGGCCUCCCACCCUGUUCGGGUGUCCAAAGUUGUGAAGGGUGGCUCCUCAGGCAAAGGCACAACCCUCAGGGGCCGAUCAGAUGCUGACCUCGUCAUCUUCCUCACCAAUCUUAAAAGUUUUCAGGAACAACUUCAGCGCCGAGGAGAAUUCAUCAAGGAAAUUAGGACACAGCUGGAAGCCUGUCAAAGGGAGGAAACAUUUGAAGUGAAGUUUGAGGUCCAGAAAUGGGAGAAUCCCCGUGCUCUCAGCUUCGUGCUUAGAUCCUGUGAGCUCCACGAGUGGGUGGAGUUUGAUGUCCUGCCCGCUUUUGAUGCCCUGGGUCAGGUGAUCAAAGGGUACAGGCCUGACCCUCAAGUCUACGUCCAGCUUAUCCAAGAGUGCGAGUCCCUGGGGAGAGAGGGCGAGUUCUCCCCCUGCUUCACGGAGCUGCAGCGAGCCUUCCUGAGGGACCGUCCAACCAAGCUGAAGAGCCUCAUCCGCCUUGUGAAGCACUGGUACCAAAUGUGUAAGGAGAAGCUUAGGAAGCCGCUGCCCCCACAGUAUGCCCUGGAGCUUCUGACAGUCUAUGCUUGGGAGCAAGGAAGCACGGAAACAAGAUUCAACACAGCUCAGGGAUUUCAGACCGUCUUAGAAUUAGUCCUGAAGCAUCAGAAGCUUUGCAUCUACUGGAAAAAGUAUUACAACUUUGAAAACCCUAUUAUUGGACAAUACCUGAGAAGGCAACUUGAAAAACCCAGGCCUGUGAUUCUGGACCCGGCUGACCCUACAGGAAACGUUGCUGGUGGAGACCCAUGUCGCUGGCAGCGGCUGGCACAAGAGGCUAGAGCCUGGCUGAGUUACCCAUGCUUAAAGAAUUGGGACGGGUCUCCAGUAGGCUCCUGGGAUGUGUCGCCCCAAGACCAUAGUGACCUGACGUACGAGGCCUGUGGUUUUAGACAGAGCUAUAGAACCUCUCCGAGACUCACAUUCCAGGGAGGAGCCCCUCCGCAGGUGGAAGAGAGCUGGACAUGUGCCAUCCUCUGAACGCCAGAAGCUCUUAAAGGCAAGGUCUCCGGGGCCAUCUGGGCCAGACCUCUCAUUUCUAGGGGCGGGGCGGGGGGCCUCAAUCCCAAGAGGGCCAUGAGUUGGCGUCAGACCUGGGUCCAGAAUCCAGGUCUCCUGACCCCUAUCCUUCCCGCCAUUCUGUGCUCUCUCUUCUUUUACAAAUAGCCUUUUCCCACAGCUCCCUCCCCACCAGAGCCUGUUCUCCGACAAUAUCCUCUGAGAGGCAGCAGGAGAGACUCAGACAAAAGAGAGGAAUCCCAGUCUUCACGCUCUUCUCUGUACCUGGUGGGAGAGCUGUGGUCCAAUUUAUUGUCAAUAACAACAAAAAUAAUAGCAAAUGCCAUUUGUUGGGUGUUAAUUAACCGCAAGGCACAGAGCCAAGAAGUAUAUCUGCAUAUUAUAUGUGUGUGUAUGUGUGUGUGCGUAUUCGUUGAUUCAACUUAAAAUAUUAAUUGAGCACCUGCUAUGUGCCAAGCAUCGUUCUGGGCACUGGAACAUAGCAAUGAGCAAAGCAGACAAAAACCCCUGCCUCAUGGAGCUGACAUUUUGUGGAAUAUUCUACUGUGGGAGAGACUAGGAUCCUUCCAAGUUUCAAUUACAGGUAAUCCUGAGACAAACAUCUUUGGUUCACCCUUUGUCCACAUCUCUGAUUAUUUAUCCAGGAAAAGUUUUAGAACUGCCCUGUGUUAAUACAGUAAUCACUAUUGAGCACUUGAAAUGUAGCUGGACCCAAUCGAGAUGUGCUAAUCUUUAUACUUUUUUGAAUUUUCAGAUUUUAUUAAUUUUUGGCCAUAAGUUUGUACUGUUUGUAUGACCACAAGAAAUAAUAAAGCAAUGUUUCUUGCACAAAAAAAUUUAAUAAGUAUUUCUCUCAGCUGAGCUCUGAUAGUUUGUGCAAAGCCAGCCGGCCCAGGUUAUAGAAAAGUCUGGGGCACUGGUAUUGGGAGCUGCUGGUUCAAGUCCAAAUUCAUGAGAUUUGGAAACAGAGGAGCACCUGUGGAAGGGAUGACGGAAAUGCUGGAAUGAAAAUUGGAGCACCGGAGUCAUAAAUUUUUGAUUUCCCGGAGAGAAAGCCCCAUUAUGGGCAGUUCCUUCUGGGGAAACAGAAACCGGCAGAUCUAAUGUUUAACCAAAGGAGACAAGGGUGGAGUCCCUCCCUGCACCCCCAUUUGAGGAACCACCUUGCUGUAGCCCAUAGCAGCUGCACCAUUUACAUCCCCUUCAGCAAUAAAUGGGGGGUUCAGUCUCUCCACAUCUUUGCCAACACUUUGUAAUUCAUGAUCAUUUUGAUUAUCACCAUCCUAGUUGGUGUAAAAGAGUUAUAUACUCUCAAAAUAAUCGGGCCUGCUAAGCAAGGUCAAGACCCUACCUGGGAAAGAAUGGGACCCUGACACAUAGACUGCGGACAUAAGAAUGGAAGCCCCUGAAAAUCUUGAAUCCCCAGACUCCUCUGAACCUGGGGUUCAGAAAUGUCCCAUCUACCCCUUCUGUUAAAAGCUAGCACCUCCCCCCUUGCAAGGAAACUCUGCAGAGGUCUCUCUUCCAUAAGACCCCGCAGGACCGGCACCCACUUGCCCUCCUGCCCACUAGGACUGAGUAGGGUUGAGUCCCAAAAUAGCCCAGCCGGGGGCGCGCUGGGCCUGCUGAGGGAGGGAUGGACCUAUAUCCCAAACAGCCAGAAGACCCGGUCAGCAUGUAGCAGCAAAAGUCAGGUGGGUGUGUGUGGAAGUGACCCCGAGGGCACUUGAUCAAGGGACUACAGUGUCAGGUCAGAUGCGGAAGAGUUUAUUGACUUGGAAGUCCCCUCCUGGAAUUCAGGACUUCACACCCUGGCAAGGACCCCAGGAGACCGUGCAGAGUUGCUGUUAGCCAGGCUCUUAGAAUGGAAAAAGUGAGAGCCUCUGCCGGGUGAGAACAAAAUGCUGAUAUUCCCAUGGGAGAUGGUGGAAGAUGGGAUUCAAAGGUCAGGGAAGUGAAUAUGCUUGGGUGGAUGUGCUAUAUAAGUCCAGAAAAGCCACCAAAUUAUCUCCCGUGGAAAAGCAGAGAAUACAACGUUACCAAGGCCAUAAAGAAUACGCCAGUGAGAGGACUCAGCAUCACUAAGAAGCUCGGGUGGCCUCCUCCAUAGAAGAUGCUGUCACAGGCCUCCUAACAGCACUGGGGAUGGUAGAACCCCGAAAUCAUAGCGGCCAUGAGACAACACUUACCCGUGACGUGGACACACUUCUCUUCGUGAGUGGUAGGGUGGAGGGGCAGUCAGGAUGGCCUGACCCACAGAGAAUUAAGGAGCUGGUCAUAAAAUAUGGUGUCCCUGGGGCCAAACUAAAUGGGCCACAAACGAGGGACGCUCAAUCUGCCCCAUCAAACUACUUCAAGGAUGGACCGUUAGAACACUGAGAGAUUCCCCCAAUAAAAAGUCACCAUCCCUUUCCCAGUGGCUUCCCAGGAGACCCAUCUCUGACACAUGACAUCUAAAUGUAACAUGAUCCUAGAUUUGGGGGAGGGGGGGUUGCUAUAAAGAACAACAUUGGAAUAAUUGGUAAAAAUUGAAUAUAAGAAUAUAUCAAUUGUAUAUGCUAUAAGAGAUGAUAGCAUUGUAUCAAAGGUACAAUUCUGAAUGGGGUUGUCAUUCUGUGUUUAUGUAACAAGAUACCCAUAUUCUUAGGGGAUACAUAUGGAAGUAUUUAAGAGUAAAGGGGACUGGGUGAUUCUGAUGUGUCCAUGAAGGUUCAUCACUUGUAACAAGUGUCCCACUCUCCCACUCUGCUGGGGGAUAUUGGUAGUGGGCAAGG